Molecule: messenger RNA, 3364 nt
Organism: Cebus imitator (Panamanian white-faced capuchin)
Lineage: Eukaryota; Metazoa; Chordata; Mammalia; Primates; Cebidae
Gene: FAM110B
Product: family with sequence similarity 110 member B
Exons: 4
Coding region: 817-1929 (370 amino acids)
Source: RefSeq, a predicted model, not a curated record
GGCUCCAAGUUCCCUCCCUCGUUCUCCGGCGAAGCCUGCCUGAGCCCUCCCAGUCGGUGCAGACCUGACCGUCGCGGCCGCCGCCAGCUGGGCCCUCCGCGGCCGCGCGUCCUGGGCCCGUUCCGCCAGCCCCGCCCGCGCCUUGCCUGCGGCCCCGCGGCAGCGACCGCGAGGACUCGGCCGCCCCUACCGCCGGCUGUCGGCCCUCCGCCCCUAACGGGCCCAGGCUCUCCCUCCUCGCAGUCCUCGGGAGCCUGGCGCCCGGCUCUGGCCGCACCGCCAGGGACUGAGGUGAGCGGCCCAGAAAUCUCCGAAUUGGACAUUCAGAGCAGCAUUCUUGUUCUUUCUACAUCUUGAAUUAGAAACUACCAAGGCUCUGUAAGUCCCGAUAAGGAAAUAAAAGCAAUUUCCUGCUGCAGAGAGCAUUUUAAGAAAGGACAGUGUUCCUGUGACCUCAGCCUACCAUCCAUAAAAUACUCAUUCCCCUUUCAGCUCUGCCUGCAGUUGAACACAAAGACCUGGAGGAGACUCCCACCUCCUUCAGGGAGAAGAAAGGAGGCAGCGAAGCAGAUUAAAGGAACUUGUGGCUUGUGGCCUUUUUGUCCAAGGGCUGCCUGGAAGGAGAGGAAAGUGUGUGAAAGGCGCCGCGGCGGUUAAUGAGCUGUGAGAUGAGGCGUUGCUGCGGCCGCCGCUGCUGACACUCGCUCCCAGGCUGCACCCGCCGCCCGCGUUGCUUCAUGUACAUGUGUCUAUUCAGGCCGUGCGGAGGCGCCCAGAAGAGCAUCCAACACGGCUGCCGGGGAAAGACCGCCCACCAUGCCCACGGAGACCCUACAGACAGGUAGCAUGGUGAAGCCGGUCAGCCCCGCGGGCACCUUCACCUCGGCCGUGCCCCUGCGCAUCCUCAACAAGGGGCCAGAGUACUUCCGCAGGCAGGCCGAGCCCAACCCCAAGAGGCUCAGCGCCGUGGAGAGGCUGGAGGCCGACAAGGCCAAGUACGUCAAGAGCCAGGAGGUGAUCAACGCCAAGCAGGAACCGGUGAAGCCCGCCGUGCUGGCCAAGCCCCCGGUGUGCCCGGCUGCCAAGCGCGCGCUGGGCAGCCCCACGCUCAAAGUGUUCGGCAACCAUGCCAAGACCGAGAGCGGCGUGCAGAGGGAGAACCUCAAGCUGGAGAUUCUGAAGAACAUCAUCAAUAGCUCCGAGGGCUCCAGCUCAGGCUCAGGGCACAAGCACAGCUCCCGCAACUGGCCGCCCCACCGCUCGGAAGCUACUGACCUGCACCGGCACUCCUUCGCGGAGUCCCUGAAGGUCUACCCGACGCAGGGCCGCGGCAGCCCGCAGGAGGGCGGCUCCCACGUGAGCAGGAGACUGCUGGAGCAGUCGGCCGAGUCCUUCCUCCAUGUGUCCCACAGCUCCUCGGACAUCCGCAAGGUGACCAGCGUGAAGCCCCUCAAGGCCAUCCCCUGCAGUAGCUCUGCCCCUCCUCUGCCUCCCAAGCCCAAAAUCGCAGCCAUCGCCUCCAUGAAGUCCCCCGAGGCCGAUCCUGUGGAACCAGCUUGUGGAGUCAGCCGGAGACCCUCCCUCCAGCGGUCUAAGUCAGACUUGAGUGACAGAUAUUUCCGAGUGGACGCGGACGUGGAGAGGUUCUUCAACUACUGUGGGCUGGACCCGGAAGAGCUGGAAAACCUGGGCAUGGAAAACUUUGCAAGGGCUAAUUCUGACAUAAUAUCCCUCAACUUCCGCAGCGCAAGCAUGAUCAGCUCAGACUGUGAACAGUCUCAGGACAGUAACAGUGACCUUAGAAAUGAUGACAGUGCCAAUGACCGCGUGCCGUAUGGCAUUUCUGCCAUCGAGAGAAAUGCUAGAAUCAUCAAGUGGUUAUAUAGCAUCAAACAAGCUAGAGAGUCACAGAAGGUCUCCCACGUGUAAGACAGUGCGUGGAAAGGAGGGAGGGUGGGUCUCUGUGCUUAUGCAGUCGUGAAGGUUGUGAGGUCUCCUUGAAGUGUUGUGAGCUUCUUCACUCUUUGUGUUGCUUGUUGUGCAAUGUUUUCAAGUUGCAUGCCUGUCAACAUGGGGACUGACCUGGCUUCCGCGUCACCAUCGCUGCAGAGCCUGGCUGAACAUGCAUCAUCUGCCAAAAGUUUCAGGCCAGAAUCUGAUUAGGGCUUUGCUCCUAAGCAAAACUGUUUACAUGAAAAUGGUAUACAACUUCUUCGAUAUUUAUGUGGUUCUUGUGUUUUUAUAUCCUGCGCUAUUGUGUCUUAAUUAAAAGUUUUAUCAACUGGCUUUUAAGUUGAGAGCAGAAUCUUUUUGAAAUAAAAAGCCACUUUGCCUACAUGUAAGACUAUUCCCAUGGGACAGUGAUUGGGAUCUGCUGUCAAACAGAUAGUGACUGACCGAACAUAGAACCAGGCUGGGUUUUCUGUGGAAUAAAGUGGUGAGCCUGACAUUAAUCAUUUACAUGUUGAAAUUCUCUUUCCACUUAGUGAAGCAGUCGUUUGGGUAACAAUGCUACGUUUUGUGUCUGAUUCAGUGUGUAAAUGUUGGUGGUUCUGUGUAAUACCCCAAGAAAAGAUGAUCAGAUACAAUGAAGGAUGGGUAAAUCUAGGAGGUUGGAUGUUUGGGGGUUUUGUUGUUGUUCUGAUUUGGGAUAAUUCAGAAAUUUUUAAUAUUAUCUUUUGACAGAAUGGCCACCCUGAAACAGAUACUGAAUGCCUUUAAAAAAAAGUUUUGGUUUUUUUGUGGGUUUUUUUGUUUGUUUGUUUGUUUUGUUUUGUUUUGGUCAAGAACUACUAAUUUGAUGCUGUUUCUUUCCCUCUCCCUUUGUUGUUGUUUGAUUUGGAGGAAGGGAGUGGGGCUUGUGCAGGUUCGCACAGAAAUGGAAAUAUCAGCCAUAUCAGUAGAGCCUCCCAUUCAAAAGUGAAUGCACUUGGUAGCUAAACUAUAUCUGAGCAGCGUGAUUCUGUUGUCUUGUAUAUGUUAUUCUCUCAGGCUGUGGGUCUUUGUUACAGCUCUAGGAAACUGUAGAAACACAAUGCUAUGUAGCUUUUCCACCCCGUAGUCUCUAGUGCUGCCCAUCAACUUGUCCCCUUUUUUCCCCAAUAACCUGUCUUCCAAGUGGUACUCUUAGCUAUCACUCAGCUGACACCAAGAUGUGGCGGCUGAGAGGGAAACCUACAAGUGGUUUGCCUCAUUGCUUUUGCUAUGUCUGAAGUUCUCAGCAGCACUACGUUAGACUUCAUCAGCUAAUAGGAAACUUUUUAUGGUGUAAAUGCUGUAAGACUUUGUACAUACUUCAGUUGUUACGAAAUCUUUAAAGAAAAAAAUGAAAAAGUUACGCUAAUAAAUUGCUCUGGUGCAGGCA